Messenger RNA from Heterocephalus glaber (naked mole-rat), 2371 nucleotides. It is a transcript of the gene Pex11a, whose product is annotated as peroxisomal biogenesis factor 11 alpha. Gene Ontology annotation, cellular component: peroxisomal membrane. The record is from RefSeq and is a predicted model, not a curated record. Gene Ontology annotation, biological process: peroxisome fission. NCBI's taxonomy places the organism in Eukaryota, Metazoa, Chordata, Mammalia, Rodentia, Bathyergidae.
GCUCGGCCCCGCCCACUCGCCCUUAGGCUCGGAAGCUCCCCCGGGACCCGCGGCGUCCCAGAGGACCGGCCACUGAGCCUGUCACGCACGGCCUUGGGUCUGGCGCCAUGGACGCCUUCAUCCGCUUCGCCAACCAGACCCAGGGCCGGGACCGACUCUUCAGAGCCACUCAAUACACAUGCAUGUUGCUUAGAUAUUUGUUAGAGCCCAAAGCUGGGGAAGACGUGCUAAUGAAGCUCAAGAAACUGGAGUCUAGUGUGAGCACUGGCCGUAAAUGGUUCCGGCUAGGCAAUGUGGUCCAUGCUAUCCAGGCAACCGAGCAGAGCAUCCACGCCACUGACCUGGUGCCCCGCUUAUGUCUGACAUUAGCCAACCUGAACCGUGUGGUUUAUUUCAUCUGUGACACUGUCCUCUGGGUGAAGAACGUUGGUCUCGCCUCUGGCAUCAACAAAGAGAAGUGGCAGAUGUGGGCUGCCCGCCAUUACUACUACUUCCUGCUGCUGAGCCUGGCCAGGGACCUGUAUGAAAUCUCCCUGCAGAUGGCCCAGGUGACCCACGAAAGGGCAAAGGGAGGGAAAUCAUCAUCCAGGGAUCCUCUUAGGCAGAGCGUGGCUGAUGAGGAGACGGAAUGGCUCCAGUCCUUUCUUCUCCUCUUAUUCCGAUCCCUGAAGCGACAUCCUCCCUUGUUCCUCGACACAGUGAAGAAUUUCUGUGACAUCCUGAUCCCUUUGGACCAGCUGGGGAUCUACAAGUCCACUGUUGGUGUCAUUGGGCUCGGGGGUCUUGUGUCCUCGGUCGCAGGCAUCAUCACUGUGGUGUAUCCCCACCUGAAGCUGAAGACCUGCUAGGGCGGCUGCAGGCCAAGCUCCAGGGCCUGUUUUGAAGGCGAUGCCUUAGUGGAACGGGCGGGCAUUGGCAUUAGUCACAAACCACAUCAUACUGUGAUGAAGUUUUUGUCCACAUGAGUGUUCAGCAACCUAUAAUGUGAGCAGAGGCAAGGCCAAGAGUAGAACAUGAGCUGAGAUGUUCGUAAAGUGUUGCCUCUGAAUAUUUGCCCUUUUCUAACAUUUCCUGAGCAUCUCUCAUGCGUAGUAGGAGCUUAGUGUCUGAGGAAUGAAUAAAAAUUUAAAAAUGAUUGAAAAAGACCUAAUCAAGCUAAUAAGUGAACACUAGUGUGUAGUAUGGGCUGGGUUGUAUGGAUCGUUGGUUUCGCAUGCACCCAGCACUAGGAUCUGACUGGCAGUGGCCCCUUUUAUUCUCCAUCAUUUGUUACCCCCUCCCCUGAUGUUAGAGGAGGGUGAAGGUGAGCUGAGCUCGAGCCCCUCAUCCUGCUGGCCCUGAUUAUCUCUGCACAUUGUCAUUGCUGUGUCCAGAAGUAGUCUGAAAUAUGUCGGCACCUCUGUGGUUUACAGGUGUCUGUGGGCAGCAAUCUUUCAGUGAUGCAGUGAGUAAGCACGGAUCAGAAGUAGGUGAAAGGGACUUGAAGUGAAAGUAGGUGGAACAUUACAACAGUGCCUAUUAUGUAAUCUGUGAUGAUAGGAAAUUGAUUCUGGAAGACAGACAAAGCUGAGGUCAGCACCUCCUUCCCCUGACUCCUGGACAGUGGGCUUUCAUGAUGUCUCAUGGCCUUCGUGAUGGAGCAAAAGCCCUAGAAUUCAGAAUCCUGGGCUUUUUGCCUCUUAGCUCCCCAGGUUUGGAACUCUUGUUAGGGUUUUAUAUUCCAUUGUACAAAAAUUUAAAUCGUCUAGGUUUAUCCAGAUGAUUUUUUAAAUUUAAAUCCAUGUAACAGUUUGGGCGACUCCACGUUAAUUUCCAAGAAAAUGUAUACAGUUAAAAAUUUCAUGAGUAUUCUAUGAAUGGAGGAAGGUCACAAUUUUCGGUGAUAAAUCAGACUUUUGAUCCCUGGGGUGACGGGGGUUGGUGGGAAAGGGCAGUCAGGGGCCAGUGAUAUAUUGAGUCAAUGACUUUACCUGUGCUCUUCCCAUCUGGGGUGUUGGGUUCUUUGUAAUUUCAGGUCCUUUUGCUUGAGGGACAUGAGAUGGGACAUGGGGUGCCAUUAGCAGAGGCUAAUGUCAGCAUCACCGAGAAAGCCAUAAUCACAUUUAUCCUAAAGGAAAUGAGGAAAGAAAUAUGCACUGAUUAAGUUUCCCAUAAAUGUGAUUGAGAUUCUUGAAAAGUAGACUCAGGUCCUUGGUGCUCUGUUUUUGAAGUAAUCAAAAUGUGUGAAUUGAAAAAGGAUAUUGUGGGAAUUUUGAAGAGAAAUGAAAGCUGCUAGAGCAGGGCACAUAAAAUUUAAAUAACUCUUUUUACCUUGUUCAGGUCCUCUGUGUAAGAGAUUAAUUAUGUUUGAUAAAUUUUUGGACAAAACUGA